Messenger RNA from Anolis carolinensis (green anole), 2434 nucleotides. It is a transcript of the gene pla2g10, whose product is annotated as phospholipase A2 group X. The transcript is spliced from 4 exons. Gene Ontology annotation, molecular function: calcium ion binding; phospholipid binding. The coding region runs from base 90 to 593 and encodes 167 amino acids. The record is from RefSeq and is a predicted model, not a curated record. Lineage: Eukaryota; Metazoa; Chordata; Lepidosauria; Squamata; Anolidae. Gene Ontology annotation, biological process: arachidonate secretion; lipid catabolic process; phospholipid metabolic process.
UCCAGAGAAGUCCCGCUCGGCGCCUGGACGGGACGGAGGUGCGGACAGAGCGCUCCAGACCCGCUUCUAUCCCGCUUGUGGCCCCUCCGAUGGGGCGACCCCCGCCUCCCCUCCUCCUCCUCCUCUCCCUCUUCUUCCUCCUGCCGCUGCUCCAAGGAACAGCAUCAGCAGUGGGCAGAGGAAGAGGCAGCGCUCCGGUGCGGAGCCGGAGGGGCAUCUUCCAGCUGGCGGGGGCCAUCCUCUGCUCCACGGGCCGCACCCCCCUGGCCUACCUGCGCUACGGCUGCUACUGCGGGCUGGGAGGCAGCGGGUGGCCCCGGGACAAGGCCGACUGGUGCUGCUUCCGUCACGACUGCUGCUACGCCGAGGCCGAGAAGGAGGGCUGCGACCCCAAAAUGGGAAGCUACCCCUGGGAGUGCGAGGACAAAGAAGCCAGCUGCGACGACAUCAAGGAGGACAAGUGCCAGAAGCUGGCCUGCAAGUGUGACCAGGAGGCAGCCCACUGCCUGGCCGAAGCCCCCUACCAGCCCACCUACGUCUUCUGGCCACUCUCUUCCUGCGGCAGCCGCAGCCCCAAAUGCAAAGACCAUUAGGACCGUGGCCGAAGCGAGGGGGCCACACAUUUUAAUUUUGCACUCCAUUGUGUCGUCUCAUAAUAAUACCAUAUUUACUCAAAUCUAAUGCUAACCCUAAAUAGAACCAGCUUCUCUGAGGGAUUCUACAUGGUCUCCAGACCUUUGAUCCUUUUAGUUUCCCUCAAAUGGACGUCUUCCAUCUUGGAGUCAAUAUCCCUCUUAAAUUGCUUUGCCUCGCAUCAGACUCAGGGUUAAUAUUCCAGCUGAAGAGGUCUGACCAAAGCAGAAGAGAGGAGCACCAUGACUUCCAUUGAUCUCUAGACACUAGACUCCAUUGCUGCUCAGUCGUUUAGUCAUCUCCGACUCUUCGUGACCGCAUGGACCAGUCCAGGCCAGAGCUCCCUGUCGGCCACCACCGCCCCCAGUUCCUUCAAGGUCGAGCCAGUCACUUCAAGGAUACCGUCCAUCCAUCUCGCCCUUGGUCAGCCUCUCUUCCUUUUUCCUUCCAUUUUCCCCAGCAUCGUGAUCUUUUCCAAGCUUUCCUGUCUUCUCAUGAUGUGGCCAAAAUACUUCAACUUUGCCUCUAAUAUCCUUCCCUCCAGUGAGCAGCCAUUGGGCAUCAUUUCCUGGAGGAUGGACUGGUUGGAUCUUCUUGCCAAGGUCCAAGGCACGCUCAGGAUUUUCCUUCAAAAACAUCUCUCUUCCUUCACUCAGCCUUCCUUAUGGUCCAGCUCUCGCAUCCAUAGGUUACUACAGGGAAUACCAUUGCUUUCACUAUGCGGACCUUCGUGGCUAGUGUGAUGUCUCUGGUUUUCACUAUUUUGUCAAAGUUGGCCAUUGCUCUCCUCCCAAGAAGGAAAUAUUUUCUGAUUUUCGUGUGAUCUUCAUGCCUAGAAAUAUAAAGUCUGUCACUGCCUCCACGUUUUUUCCUUCUAUUUGCCAGUUGUCAAUAGGCGUCGUUGCCAUGAUCUUGGUUUUCUUGAUGUUUAACUGCAGCCCGGCUUUUGCACUUUCUUCUUCCACCUUGGUGAUAAGGCUCCUCAGCUCUUCCUCACUUUCGGCCAUCAGAGUGGUAUCAUCUGCAUACCUAAGGUUGUUAAUAGGGUUGUUGUAUAUCUUUUGGGUUGUGUGGCCAUGUUCCAGAAUACUUCUGGAACAUGGCCACACAGCCCGAAAGACAUACAACAACCCUGUGAUCCCGGCCAUGAAAGCCUUUGACAACACAUAAGGUUGUUAAUGUUUCUUCCAGCAAUUUUAACUCCGGCCUUGGACUCGUCAAGCCCCACACGUCGCAUGACGUGUUCUGCGUACAAGUUGAAUAGGGAGGGUGAAAGUAUGCAGCCCUGCCAUACUCCUUUCCCAGUCUUGAACCAGUUUGUUGUUCCAUGGUCUGUUCUUACUGUGGCUACUCCAUUGGAUGCAGCCAAAAAUCCCAUUGGCUUUCUUAGCUGCAGCAUCACACUUUUGGCUCUUGUGGUCGAGACUCCAUCGGCCACUUUGCUCAGGUCUUGCAAACAGAGGGCAGCCUCUUCCUCGAUGGCCCCAGUCCGGUUCCAGUGGGGCCUCCGUUCUUUGCGGCGGCCUUCCAGAAGGAGCUCGGGGACCCCCACAAUGUUUACAGACCCUUUUGUGUGCCUUAUGCGCCAAAUGCUAGGGCCAGUUGUGCUGGCAAACUGAGAUGCAUCCAGCUCAUAGAAUCAUAGAAGAGUUGGAAGAGACCUCAUGGGCCAUCUAGUCUAACCCCCUGCUAAGAAGUAGGAAAUCGCAUUCAAAGCACCCCCGACAGAUGGCCAUCCAGCCUCUGCUUAAAAGCCUCCAAAGAAGGAGCCUCCACCACAGUCUGGGGCAGAGAGUUCCAC